AUGAGACAUAUUCGAUUGGCUGCUGAAAAAUGUAAUGAUCAAAACCUUUUAACAAAUUUUGAAGAAUUAUCCAAAACGGUUUUAAAAAAUAAUCGUUUAUCAACAACUGAUUUACCAGAAUUUCUUAGUGAACCAAUCAAUCGUCGUGGUCCUGCUAGACCGGGUGGACAACAAAGCAAUCGUGGUAAUUUCCAACGAAAUAUUGGAGAAUUUCGUAAUCGUGGAGGACUUAAUCAACAAUCAAAUAAUUUCAGACAAGGAAAUACAGGUGGAUUUAAUCGACCAUUCGGAGGAUUUAAUAGAGAUAAUCGAUUUGGAAAUAACAAUUUUCAAAGACAAGAUUUUAAUUUCGAACGACGUCCACAAAACGCCUUUGGAGAUGGUUAUCAACGUAAUAAUGAGAAUGAUCGAUUUCCAGCUCGUAAUCGUAGCUCAUCAUUUAAUGAAUAUUCUCGUCCAGAAGGUCGUAAUCAACAACAAUAUCAAUCAUUUUCACGUUUAAGUCGUAAUGAUAGUGGAUCAUCAUCAACACGACGUGUUGGAAAUCCAAGUACAACUGAACCAAAACGAAAUACUGAAGAUGAUCUUAAUUUAAAACAAAAACGUCAAUCAAGUGAAGAUACUCAAACACAGGAACAAAGUCCAUGGGAUCGAUCAACUCGUCAUUGA
Rotaria sp. Silwood2 is the source of this 669-nucleotide messenger RNA. The record is from the annotation of a GenBank genome assembly. Lineage: Eukaryota; Metazoa; Rotifera; Eurotatoria; Philodinida; Philodinidae.